UAGUUCCAGGAAUAUCUAUAUCUUAGCAUAAAUAAUCAAGUUGUAUUCUGAGGCCGUGAGGUUGUGUUCUUGUUCUUGGCAUCUAGUGAAGUUCCAUCGAUUCUUUGCUUUCGUUUAAGACAAGAGGACAAACAUGGGUGGAAGUGAUUCAAAGAUCGUUUAUGAAACUGUUGACAGAAGUGAUCCUAGGGCACGCCAACUUGGAAUACGAGCAGCAAGAGAGGAAAAUGACAGAAAGGUCAGGGAGAUGGAGGAAGAACUACGUCAGAUGAAAGAAAGAGAGCUCAGCUCAGCUUUAGAAGACGUGAGACUCCAAAACCUGAGAGACGCUCACGGUCGAGCAGAAGCAAAGAGAAGAGAAGAAGAGCUCAAGGCUGAACGAUUGAGGGAGGAAAAGGAACAGAAAGAAAAGAUUGCUUGUAUCAAGAUGAAGCAGGAACUCCUGACGUACAAAUUUGGCAAUAAAUUAUCACUGAAAACCUUUGAAAGUGAAGGACUAGACGUCAGUGAUAUGAAGAGAGUCGUGUUUGCUCUGUUUGGCCCUACUGGCUCAGGAAAAACAAGCUUCAUUGGCACAGCAGAGAGGGUCCUCCUGGGGUCUCAUAACCAAACAGCGUUUGAACAAGGUGCUGGUGAAGAGGGAACAGUGCUUCUGCAGGAGUUUCUGUCAGCAUUAAACAUUAACCUCCUGGAUACAAGAGGUUUUUGGGACAUCAAUAACGACACUGCAUCUGAAUGCCUCAAUAUUAUGACCGGCAAGACACGAGAAAGUGACGUCAUUGUGCGUAACCAUGACACCGAGGAGCUUGGCGAGRGAGCUGAUGUUUCUGCUCGAUCUGUGGCUAAAUUUGGAGAACAAGUCCACGCUGUGAUUUUCGUGAUACAGGCCCAUGAUAGACGAUUGAAGGAAGGGAUGUAUCUGGAAAGAAUGAAGAAGAUUAGAGAUCACUUCAGGUUUGAGGGCCACAGUCCCAUCACAGUCAUCACGUGUGAAGACAAAAUCAAGAAUGACGAAGACAGAGAAAUUGCCUUCGAAGAAGCCUCUGCUGCCACAGGGAGCCCAAUAGACAGGACUUUCUUCAUCACUAACUAUACCAGCCAGAAGAAUGUCUACUCUCUACAGACCGAGAAACAAGUCUUGGAUAUCUUGGAUACCGCUCUACUCUCUGCUGAGAGGUUCGUGCUGAUUCAGAAGCUGCGGGAAAUGCAUCAUGGGAGAUCGGAGGGCGCAGGAGCGAGCAGUGGAAGUGCUGUGAAUAAAACAGUCAGGCAAUUUUUCAAGCAUCUUCAGGUUAAAUAUGACUGGAACAGCGAUAGAGUUGCCGCCAUCAUUGAACAACUGGAGAAAGAAGAAAUCAAAACAGUAGAUACCCUGAAAGCAAGCUGGGAUGAUGUGAAGAAAGAAAUAAAGAUGACAAUUGGGAUAAAACAAGGAGUAGAGAAGGCUCUAAGAGAUAUCAAUUAAGGGAACAGUCAUUAUAUGGAAGUCGAUCCCAACCUAAUAGCAUUCAUGUUUUACGGCUACUCCCUUCAUUCGUUUAAAAAAUCAGUUUUACCAAUUUUCUCGUUUCUGAUUGGCUAACAUUUUCUCUAGAUCAGCUGCUGCCAAUAUGGCUGCCGCAUGAAAAGGUUCUUUGGGUAUACGUUUUUACAGUAAGACAUAUACCCUAUUCAAACCUAAAAGUGUUUAGUUAAACUAUGUUUUCCUUAGGAAAAAAAUUGAGAAACUAGAAACCUACAAUAUAAUAAAGAUUAAUAAUAAGUUUACCUGGACACCCGAAAAGAUAGAAGAYCUUUUGGCUUAUGUUAAAGAGUACAAGUCCAACUGUGACUUCAAAGGAAUUGACUUUGAAGCCGAUCUUUCCUCCUUGUACACAGAGGGUUAACCCUAGGCCUAGGGUUGCAAAUUAUGAUGUAGACGCUCGGUAUCUUCAGCCCCACCAGGUAGGGUGACCCUAUCCCCUAGGGGCACCCUUUUCCCAUGUAAACAGGCCCUAAAAGAACAAGCGGCGUGACAGAAAUGAAAAUCCCAAGAAUAUCAAUGAAAAAUAAUAAGUAACAAAUGACUAUCUAAAAUACAACUUCCUUGAGUUUUUCGUGUAGACAAUUGUAAUUUUUUGUCAAAAUUUUCUGCCCAAUUAAGCUGAGCUCGUUGGUUGACUGACAUUUACACUUUUUAUGCUUAAUAUUCUUACCAUCCCACCCCACCCUCCCCUCCCAUCUAAAAUCUUAGGCCGUUCAGGUCAUGUUUUCAGUCUUGAAUAAUAGAAUUUGAACUUUAAAGCUGUAAUGAAAAUAAAAUAUUUAGAAAGAUGAUCUCUAAUAUUUCCUUCGGUUGUGGCUUCCCUGAGCACAUGUAGCCCAAGCUUGGUUUUUGUGGUGUCAUGUUAUAAUGAAAUGUAUGGGUAUUCAUCACAAAAUGUCAAUAAAAUCAUUAAAACUUGAAA
Molecule: messenger RNA, 2447 nt
Organism: Actinia tenebrosa (Australian red waratah sea anemone)
Lineage: Eukaryota; Metazoa; Cnidaria; Anthozoa; Actiniaria; Actiniidae
Source: RefSeq, a predicted model, not a curated record